AUGGUUAGCCGUGCUAACUGCAGCCAGUACGAAGACGCUGCGGUAAGCGACUACGGUAAGAAUUCCAUUUGGGGUUGCAGUUCGUUGUUCUGGAACCUAGACUCCGAUCCACCACACGCCAGUAAGUUUCUUAAUCGCCGGUUACUGAAUCCUCCACCCAUCGGAAAAAACUGUACCGUUUACAAAAGUUUAUCAUCGAAGUACGGCACGAAACCCACUCACCAAAACCAUACGAAAAAAGUAAUCCAGGAACCACUGCAGAACACCAAUAUAAUGGACAAUUGUGGUGGAUCUCAAUUCAGCCGCAAAUACUUAUCGGCGGUCAAACGACUUGACGAAAUAGUAGCCACGAGUGGUAAAUGUUUACAAUACAAUUUGCUCUCUACAGCGGGACUCAUGCCAUGCAUGGUCUAUACGUAUAAUGCCAUAUGCGGAGAUAUGGAAACCUGCGGUUGCGGUUCGUCAGUAGAUGAAGCAAUAGAAGACGCGGCGACCAAAAUGUUGGAUAAGAUUUCAUCUAACCCUUUACAAGAUGAUGACUAUUCACUGAGUUCAAUGAAUUCAUUAAGGCACGAGAGUAAAUUUAAUGUGAAAUCUAACAACUACAUUGGUAAACUGCAAGAGUAUUGUCAAGCGCAUGGUUUGGAUAUACCAAAAUAUGAAUACCAUCAAGAUAAUGACAUUAAAAACAAGAGGUAUAUGCACUCAGUUAUAUGUUCCACUGGGCCCUACAAAAGCACGGGAGUAGGAAUAUCCAAGCAAAUUGCAAAAAAUCAUUCCGCUCGUUUGACGUAUAAUCAAAUUAAUUCGUAUGAUACUAUGAUCAAUUGGACUUCAGCGUCGGAUGCCAGAAAGGAGAAACCAAUAGAUUUCGGUCAAGGUUUGUCGACAAAUGACUCCAAAAACGACGCUGUAAACAUAGCUUUAGACCAUAUCUACCACGGAAGAAACGAAAUCACAAUGUCUACCAAUUAUGUUGGUACACUCCAAGAAAAGUGUUCAGCUAAUGGUUGGGAACUGCCAAAAUAUGAAUUCCAUCAAGAACAUUCUAAAGAAAUCAAUAAGUUAUUUUAUUCCGUGAUAUGUACCGCAGGGCCCCACAAAUCCAGAGGUAUUGGUAAUUCUAAGCAAAUUGCAAAAAAUCAAGCCGCUAAAUUUGUGUAUGACCAAAUUAAUUCGGAUCAACAGAAAACCUCUACACUUCAUACCAAUUUCACACGUGAUAAAGCUAAGAAGUCGAACACGAGAAAUAUGAGAGAUUUCGAUCCUUAUGAAUCAAUUCACCAAUUUAAAUUAUGGUGUAACCAAUUAUCAUCGUCUAAUAAAGAAUGCGUGCAAAUACUAAAGAGAUGCUAUUCCUUGGAUUUCCUCGAAAUUGAUAUACGUCCGUUUGAAUUUUUGACAAAACUUGCAAAACAAGAAAACUUUUGUGCCACAUACGUACGGUGUUCUGAUAAUAUUAAUGGAGCAAAAGCUUAUGGAAUAAUUAAUAUACCAGUAACAACUAAAAAUGUCAUAAUGUUCAUAGGUGAUGGAAAAACAGAAGCUGAGGCUCAAAACUCGAUUGCCAAAAAAAUAUUAGAUUUCAUC
Myzus persicae (green peach aphid) is the source of this 1590-nucleotide messenger RNA. RefSeq lists its product as uncharacterized. The transcript has a single exon. The record is from RefSeq and is a predicted model, not a curated record. The annotation marks the transcript as partial. NCBI's taxonomy places the organism in Eukaryota, Metazoa, Arthropoda, Insecta, Hemiptera, Aphididae.